Molecule: messenger RNA, 2073 nt
Organism: Coregonus clupeaformis (lake whitefish)
Lineage: Eukaryota; Metazoa; Chordata; Actinopteri; Salmoniformes; Salmonidae
Product: zinc finger CCCH domain-containing protein 11A-like
Exons: 12
Coding region: 1-2073 (690 amino acids)
Molecular function (GO): metal ion binding
Source: RefSeq, a predicted model, not a curated record
AUGGCUAACAAGGGAGAUGACUGCUAUUUCUUCUUGAAUGCCACUUGCGCUAAGGGUGACAGCUGCCCCUUCAGACACUGUGAAGCCGCCAGCGGUUGUGAGGUUGUCUGCUGCCUGUGGCAGGAGAACAGAUGCUUCCGACAGGUCUGCAAGUUCCGCCACGUGCUGAUCAAGAAAAACAGGAAGAAGAUUGCUUGUUACUUUGAGAACCAGCCUGCUGGCUGCCAGAAGCCUCACUGUGCCUUCCACCAUGAGAAACCACGCAUCAUAAAUGGCCUAUACGUGCCGUCCAACAAAAGUUUGGCCCUGAAAGAAGAGGAGGAGCCUCAUGAGGAUCCUAGCCCUCUUGUCUCCACCCCCAUCCCCAGCCCAGCCAAUCCCCAGAUCCAUGGGGUCAUCAACCCAUCAGAUGAUGAAGAUGAGGAAGAACAUGAUCAGUUCUCAGAGGGGGAGGACAACGGGUCCAGCUCAGACGGAUCCAGAGUAGUCUCUCCCAGGAAGAUAGCCAUGGCCUCCAGCUCAGGUUAUACAAUUCCUGGCCAGGCCUCAGACCAGAGAAACAACGGAGCCAGUGGAGAGAAGGAGAUCAUGAGAUCCUUCAUCCAUCCAUCUCUCUUCACAGCUAAGGAUGAAGUUCCUGCCGGGGGUGACCUGUCAAUGAAACGCUAUCUGGCCAAGCACUUCGGGAGGAAAAUGGGCGAGGAUGAAACAGAACAUCCCCCUCAGAAAGUCCCUGACACAAUCACCUCCACCAGGGCCCCAAAGAGAAGCGUCACUGCCAAACCUGCAACCAGUCUCCAUGUGAAGACCUUCUCAGAGAUCCUCCACGCCAAGAGGAAGCUGGAGGAGGACCUGCAGCAGGGCCAGGGCCCCAGCCUUAGGAAGGCCAACCAGCAGGCUGUGGAAGCAGCUCCAGGUAACUCCCAGGCCUGCGGACCCACCCACCCAGCCAUGCCCAUGCGGGUGGCCCCUCCUGUCAGAGGAGUGAAGGUGAAAACCCUGGAGGAGAUCCGCAGUGCGAAGGCAGCCAGGAUGCAGGACCAGGGACAGGAGGCAUCCAAUGGGAAAAGGCCAGGCUCUGCCUCUGGAGAGGGAGGCGCCAAGAAGCCCUGCAUACUGCACAUCAACAAACCAGCUUCUCCUGCUGCUAGCACUACCACCCAGAAGAUAUCUGAGGUGACAGAGAAGCCAGCUGAGUCUGCUGCUGUUGCUACUGAGGAAGAGCAGGCCUCAGAGGGUUCCGCCAAGGCCGAAUCUGCCCAGACACAGGCCGCAGACUCCGCCCUCCAGAGGGAGAAGAGUAUGACCUCCAUCAUAAUGAGGGUCAUCCCCUCUGCCACCUCCUCACCCCACACCAUCACCCUGGAGGUACUCGCCCAGGCACCCAAGGCACCCCUUUGCCAGCGCAUCACUCUCAAACCCAAGGCAGCCUCCCAUGUACUCUGUGCCACUGCCUUUCCCCAGCAGGGGUCUCCGCUGAAGCAGGCUGAGGCAGACCCCCACUCCCUCAGCUCCAGGAGCUCCAGCGCUGCCCCAGGUAAGAGGAAGAGAGGCUCCCCGGGAGGUGCCAGUCCCCCCAAGCAGGCUGCCUUAGCAGCAGCAACAGACUCCCCUGGACGCUCUGUGGAUGAGGAUCUGGUUGAGAAGGCUCAAGAUGGAUCCCAGAAGAAAUCUCCUGGGCAAGCUACUGAAGUGAGGUCCAAGCUGAACAUGAGGCCUUCUGUGAUGAAGCAGGCUGUCCAGAUAAAGCCCGGCCAGAAGGGCCAGAAGAGGACGAGGAAAUCAGCAGACACAUAUGCGGUCGCUGCAGUCAACAGCACACCCCUCAACAGCACCUCUGCAGCACAGGAGGAACUACUGCAGGAGCCGCCCUGCAAACGGAAAGAGUGUCGAGGCCCAGAUGAGCCUUGUGGUUCCCUGGAGUCCUCUCUCCGGCCCUGUGGUGAUGUUCACUCUGCCAUGGAGGCCCCCUCUGCCAGCUCCUCCUCCUCUGCCAUGGAUGAAUUUGACGAGCGAAUGAAAAAGUUCUUAGGCUACUAUCAUGAGUUCAACUGUGAGCUGGACCCCGGCUAG